Messenger RNA from Mirounga angustirostris (Northern elephant seal), 5075 nucleotides. RefSeq names its product protein O-linked mannose N-acetylglucosaminyltransferase 2 (beta 1,4-) (gene POMGNT2). Gene Ontology annotation, biological process: protein O-linked glycosylation via mannose. The record is from RefSeq and is a predicted model, not a curated record. Gene Ontology annotation, cellular component: endoplasmic reticulum. Gene Ontology annotation, molecular function: protein O-acetylglucosaminyltransferase activity; protein binding. The transcript has 3 exons. NCBI's taxonomy places the organism in Eukaryota, Metazoa, Chordata, Mammalia, Carnivora, Phocidae. The coding region runs from base 504 to 2246 and encodes 580 amino acids.
GGGGCAGCUGAGUCCGCGAGCGUGCGCUCGUGCAAAGGCUGCCGCGCCGGGCUCGCCAGCCAGGCAGGCGCGCGGCGGGCACCCGCGAACCCGGCGGCGGCGGACGGGACGGCGCCGCGGGAUCUGCCCUCCAUGCCUGGGCCUCCCGGUCUUGUAGCGGGCGCAGGAGGCGGCAGCGGCGGUUGUUUUGGCCAAAGCCGGCUCCGCGGAGGGCCCACCUGGACGCUCCAGCCCCGCGGAGCCCGGCCUGCGGGCUGCAGGCCAAGGAUGGCGACCUGACUUCUCCCUCACCGCCCCCGUCUCCCUACCACUGCCCGGCUGUCACCGAGACUGGUGGCCUCUCCAGGAGCACUGAAAAUUGGCCUGGAGAAAGGGGACAUCGUGGGGUCCAUUGUCCAGCUCGUGCCGGCGCGCGGGGUGCCCGCCGGGAUGGGUAGGGCCCGCCGGGCCUGUGGCACUGCCCAGGGGCUGUGCUCUCACUAGGGCCCCCCGACGGCGUCAGGAUGCACCUGUCGGCGGUGGUCAACGCGCUCCUGGUGUCGGUGCUGGCGGCCGUCCUGUGGAAGCACGUGCGGCUGCGCGAGCAUGCGGCGGCCCUGGAGGCUGAGGUGGCGGGCGGCCGCCAGGCCCCGGAGCCCGCCCCCGCGCCGCGGAUCGACUACCCGAAGGCCCUGCAGAUCCUGAUGGAGGGGGGCACGCACAUGGUGUGCACGGGCCGCACGCACACCGACCGCGUCUGCCGCUUUAAGUGGCUCUGCUACUCCAACGAGGCCGAGGAGUUCAUCUUCUUCCACGGCAACGCCUCGGUCAUGCUGCCCAACCUGGGCUCCCGGCGCUUCCAGCCGGCCCUGCUCGACCUGUCCACCGUGGAGGACCACAACACCCAGUACUUCAACUUCGUGGAGCUGCCGGCCGCCGCCCUGCGCUUCAUGCCCAAGCCCGUGUUCGUGCCCGACGUGGCGCUCCUCGCCAACCGCUUCAACCCCGACAACCUGAUGCACGUCUUCCACGACGACCUGCUGCCUCUCUUCUACACCCUGCGGCAGUUCCCGGGGCUGGCGCACGAGGCCCGGCUCUUCUUCAUGGAGGGCUGGAGCGAGGGCGCCCACUUUGACCUGUACAAGCUGCUCAGCCCCAAGCAGCCGCUCCUGCGGGCGCAGCUGAAGACGCUGGGCCGCCUGCUGUGCUUCUCCCAUGCUUUCGUGGGCCUCUCCAAGAUCACCACCUGGUACCAGUACGGCUUCGUCCAGCCCCAGGGCCCCAAGGCUAACAUCCUCGUCUCGGGCAAUGAGAUCCGGCAGUUUGCCCGGUUCAUGAUGGAAAAGCUGAACGUGAGCCACGCGGGGGCUCCCCCGGGCGAAGAGUACAUUUUGGUCUUCAGCCGCACCCAGAACAGACUCAUUCUGAAUGAGGCACAGCUGCUGCUGGCGCUGGCCCAGGAGUUCCAGAUGAAGACCGUGACCGUGUCCCUGGAGGACCAUGCCUUUGCCGAUGUCGUGCGGCUGGUCAGCAAUGCCUCCAUGCUGGUCAGCAUGCAUGGGGCCCAGCUGGUCACUGCCCUCUUCCUGCCCCGCGGGGCCACCGUGGUCGAGCUCUUCCCGUAUGCUGUCAAUCCGGACCACUACACCCCCUAUAAGACGCUGGCCACGCUGCCUGGCAUGGACCUCCAGUACGUAGCCUGGCGCAACAUGAUGCCGGAGAACACGGUCACGCAUCCUGAGCAGCCCUGGGACCAGGGGGGCAUCACUCACCUAGACCGGGCUGAGCAGGCCCGUAUCCUACAGAGCCGUGAGGUCCCACGGCAUCUCUGUUGCCGGAACCCUGAGUGGCUCUUCCGGAUCUACCAGGACACCAAGGUGGACAUCCCAUCCCUCAUCCAAACCAUACGGCGAGUGGUGAAGGGCCGGCCAGGGCCACGGAAGCAGAAGUGGACCGUCGGCCUCUACCCGGGCAAGGUUCGGGAGGCGCGGUGCCAGGCAUCCGUGCAGGGCGCCUCAGAGGCCCGCCUCACUGUCUCCUGGCAGAUCCCCUGGAACCUCAAGUACCUGAAGGUGAGGGAGGUGAAGUACGAGGUGUGGCUCCAGGAGCAGGGGGAGAACACCUACGUGCCUUACAUCCUGGCCCUGCAGAACCAUACCUUCACUGAGAACAUCAGGCCUUUUACUACCUACUUGGUGUGGGUCCGCUGCAUCUUCAACAAGAUCCUCCUGGGACCCUUUGCAGAUGUGCUGGUGUGCAACACGUAGCGAGCGUGCCGUGGCCAGGCCUCGGGGGGGUGGAGGUGGGGUGGCUCCUCCAGCUCAGCGUCCCUGGGUCCACUAGCACCCUGGGGUGGCUUCUGGGAAUUAUUUAUUUAUUGAGCAGGCCACCCCACCCAGGCCUGUGCCUCUGUGUCUUACUGCAUCUGGAGUGUGGAGUUCCCAGCAUUCUUUGCACUGGUACGAUGAGACCCUCCUAGCCCCCUUCUCCCGUCCUGAGCAUCCAUACCCUGGAGAAGGUCCUUGGUGGGAGGAGGAAGUGGAGGAGAAAGAAGGAAAGUAAGAAUCCUAAGGAGCCUCUGGCUGAGUGAUCAUGCUGUUCCCUACUGAAUCUUUCUGGUUGAUAUCCAGAUGUCUGGAAACUGUGAGUAUAUCAUGUGGUCGCUUGGGUGGGUGCUUCAUCAGCUUCCAUCAUCAUGAAAUUCACCUGUAGCACAGUGAAGGUGUGUUUGGAAAAUUCAUUAAAUGAUUGUAAACAUCUUGGUCAAGUUUUUUUUUUUUUUAAGAUUUUAUUUAUUUAUUUGACAGAGAGACAGUGAGGGAGAACACAAGCAGAGGGGAGAGGGAGAAGCAGGCUCCCCGCACAGCAGGGAGCCCAAAGUGGGGCUGCCUGACAUGGGGCUCGAUCCCAGGACCCCGGGAUCAUGACCUGAGCCUGAGCCAAAGGCAGACCACUUAACUGACUGAGCCACCCAGGCACCCCUUGGUCAAGUCUUUUUAUUAGGUAGGUGGAAGUGGGGCUGGUAGUCAGUACCCACAUGAUCUUUCAUCCCAGCUGUCAGCCAAGGAGAUGUGGUGAUGGGCAAGCGGCGAGGACCACGAAGUGAGGCAGGCUGGUUGGAUUGCAUCUUGCAACUUGCCGGUUGAAUGUCACAUUGCCACCUAAGCGGGGUCCAAGUCUGGAAGCAGAGGGACGGGGCUGCGGUGAGGAAGAGCAGUGUCCACCAGGGGGCGCUCUUAGGCUAAAGACAUCAGGCACCCAAGACCACAACAGACCACACUUAGCAACGGGAUCCCUUAGAAGGACAUAGGGGUAGGGCAUUCAGCAGGACAGUGUUGAGCACUUUCUUCUGCAGGAGUCUUCACACCAUCCCAGGGCCCAUUCUCGCCCUGUUCUGGGAGUCGCUGCUCGAGGGUGACGAGGUAAGACCCCUGUCCGUAGUUGGGGCCACCGGCUUAGAAGCCCCAUAGGAACCCUUGUCUUUCAGUGGGGCCCAGGGCCCCUCCAGGACAUUGCACUGAGCGGAGCCUGCAGCUCUGGUGCCCGACCAGACAUUUAGUUCACGCGUAGCCCUUCCACAGCUUCUCCGAGGUCAGCUGUCCUGUCAGUUUUGCUGAAUGGCACACCUGACAUUCCACCGUUGUCUGGCUUCCAUGGAAACAGAGCUAGAACGUUAACCCAAGAUCAGAUUUGCCCUUGGAGAAGGGACCCUGCUCCAAGUCUGACUCCUGGGAAGGAGAGCAGGAAAGGGGGUCCAGGAGGGAGAGCCUCAGGCUGUAGCUCCAAGUGGUCUGUUAGAUGAGUAGCUGGUCCCUGGCCGAGGGCGGCUGGGGAAGAAUGACUUCGGUGCCUGUCGGUGGUGGAUUCAGAGCAGGAGAUCUGAGUGGCACGUAUUCAUGAUCACCGGGUACCUCCAUGACCUUCCUUUUACCCAGAAUAUCUUUGUCCCUAACUGUAUCCUCCAUCAGCCACCUUCUCGGACUACCACAUUGAUGCACACAUAAAGAUUCAGUUGAGCUGAAAGUCUCAGACUCUGAGGGGUGAGGGUAAAACUACUUGGAAACCACUUGGUGGUUUCUGCUAAGGCUGAACACAUAGCUACCCUGUGUCUCAGCAAUUCCACUGCUAAAUAUAGACCCAAGAGAAAGGAGUGCCGAUGGUAUCAAAAAGACGUAUAAAGUACAGCUCUAGAUGGCCAGAAACUAAACAACCCAAAUUUCCACCAACAGGUGUAUUCAUGCAAAGGACACAAUUUUUUAAAAAGAUUUUAUUUAUUUAGAGAGCAUGAAUGGAGGGAGGGAGGCAGAGGGGAGGGAGAAAGAAUCUCAAGCAGACUCCAUGCUGAACACAGAGCCCGACUCAGGGCUCAGUCUCACGACCCUGAGAUCACGACCUGAGCCGAAAUCAGGAGUCAGAUGCUUAACCGGCUGAGCCACCCAGGUGCCCCAGGACACAACAAUUUUUUAAGAAAGAAUGAAAUAUGGGUACAUACAACAGUGUCAAUCUCACAGAGUGUUGAGUAUAUGCUGAGUGACAGAGUAUGUACUGUAUGAUUCCAUUUCCAUGAAGUGCUAGAACAAGAAAACCAAUCUGUGGCGGGAGAAGUCAGAAUGGCUCCUGAGAAGGGUCGAGCCUGGGCUGGACACGAGGGAACUCGGGAGGUUAGGAAUGUCUUGAUCUGGCUGGUGGUUGCACAGCGACCAUUUGAGAUCAGUGCACUUUAUAUACUUCACUCUAUACUUCAAUUAAACAGAAACAAAAGCUCGGCUCAAGGGGCAACUCUUCUGGAAAACAGUGUGUGUCUCCUCCAGCUCCCUGGUCAUUAGGCCCGCCGCAUCCCCCAAACCCCAGCUCUGCCACCCUGUCGUGUUCUGGAAGGUACUCUGCUCCCACAAGGGGUCGCCCACCGGCUAGAGGUCCAGGGUGGGUGUUUAUGUGUGUGGAUCAUGAUGCCGAGGCACUCCGUGAAUGGUUCAUGCGUUCCAUCAAACAAUGGAUCUCUGCCUAUGUCCAAAUUGCUUUUUGCAAAUUUGUAAUCCUGUGAAACUUUGUCCUGGUUCUUUUUGUUUUUUCCUCUUAACAUUAUAAUAGAAAUG